Messenger RNA from Cajanus cajan (pigeon pea), 1542 nucleotides. It is a transcript of the gene WAV2, whose product is annotated as alpha/beta-Hydrolases superfamily protein. The record is from RefSeq and is a predicted model, not a curated record. Gene Ontology annotation, cellular component: membrane. Gene Ontology annotation, biological process: proteolysis. Lineage: Eukaryota; Viridiplantae; Streptophyta; Magnoliopsida; Fabales; Fabaceae. Gene Ontology annotation, molecular function: palmitoyl-(protein) hydrolase activity; serine-type peptidase activity.
CGAUGGGCAUGGCAUGCGAUGUUGAAACCGGCUUGCACCCAUUCGAUUCCCAUUGGCUCGGUGUUUCCCGAGAAAGAAAAAGUGACCCCAAUUUUGAAACUGAAAUAAAAUCCCAAUCAAUCCGGGCACUUGUUCACUCGCACUCAGUGGAAUUCUCUUGUGUGAUGCGAGUUGAAACCGCGAAUUGAGGCAUAACAGAGAUCGGAGAAUGGUUUCGUAUGUUAACAUCUUGCUGUACGGCGUGGGAGGGUUGGUGGUGGCGGGGAUGGCAUUGCUGGUGGCGUUUCAGGAGAAGCUCGUCUACGUUCCCGUCUUGCCUGGCCUCACCAAGUCCUACGCCAUCAAUCCCUCUCGCCUCAGACUCUCCUACGAAGACAUCUGGCUCCAUUCCUCCGACGGCGUCCGCCUCCACGCUUGGUUCAUCAAACUCUUCCCUAACUGCCGAGGUCCGACUGUUUUGUUUUUUCAAGAAAAUGCUGGAAAUAUUGCGCAUCGACUCGAAAUGGUUCGCAUAAUGUUGCAGCAGUUACGAUGCAAUGUUUUCAUGCUUUCUUACCGAGGUUAUGGAGCAAGUGAUGGCUAUCCUUCUCAGCAUGGAAUUAUUAAGGAUGCUCAGGCUGCAUUGGAUCAUCUUUCUCAAAGGACUGAUAUUGACGCAUCUAGAAUAGUUGUAUUUGGACGAUCACUUGGUGGUGCAGUUGGAGCUGUACUAACAAAAAAUAACCCUGACAAGGUUGCUGCACUGAUACUAGAAAAUACUUUCACAUCUAUAAUGGAUAUGGCUGGAGUUAUGUUUCCUUUUUUGAAGUGGUUUAUUGGAGGCAGCUGUUCAAAUGGUCCUAAAGUACUCAAUUUUCUUGUUCGUUCUCCAUGGAGUACAAUUGAUGUUGUUGGCCAGGUCAAACAGCCUAUCCUUUUUCUUUCUGGAUUGCAAGAUGAGAUGGUCCCUCCAUCACAUAUGCAAAUGCUUUAUGCCAAGGCAGCUGCUCGUAAUAAUCAGUGUCUGUUUGUGGAGUUUCCUACUGGCAUGCAUAUGGAUACUUGGGUGGCUGGUGGUGAUCACUACUGGAGAACAAUUCAGCAGUUUCUUGAACAGCAUGCCCCAGAGCAAAAGGAAGACAGUUCAUCCCAAAAUGGAAAUGAUACUGGGGCGAGGUGAUUGGCUGACAUUAAAUUAUUUCAAUGAUACUAAUUGGCUAACUAAGGAUUCAAACAGUUUCUGCCCUUUGAAGUUGCAGCCCGUAAGAGCUCCCUGUGAGAAGAUGCUUCCUACUGGGACAUGCUGCACCACGUCAAGGUAUAUCAUUGAACAAUUUUGGUUGGGUUGUGGUUUCCAGAAUUUGGAAGAUGCGCAGACAAUUUGUGCUACCCUUUUCUAUACUGUAUGGCAUCUACAUUUUGGGUGCCUGACCGAAUUUGACAAAUGACAAGUAGAAUAAUAAUUAUUUACCUAAGCUAUAUAUACAUGUAGUGUAUGUACUAUAUACUGUACUUUAUCAGUUUAUCUAUGUUCUUUUUAGUGAAUGAGUUCAUUGUCAUUCA